AUGGCAUCCGCCUCAUCUUUUCUCAGCCUGCCUUCUUCAUCUUCUCUAAUCGCCCCCAAUCUCGAAUCCGGGAGAUUUCACUCUUCGCAGCCGUCUCGAAUCGGAUUCCAGCCGCUCCGAGUCUCCGCCUCCUGCGCCUCCACCGCCGAGAGGGGGACCAGCACGUCCACAGCGGGCAGCCGCCGGCGAGGCGCGUUCUACGAGGUUCUGGGGAUCCCGAUGGGCGCAUCGUGCCAGGAGAUCAAGUCGGCGUACCGGAAACUGGCCAGAGUCCUCCACCCGGACGUCGCCGGCGAGGAGAGCGCGGCGAGCGAGUUCAUCGAAUUGCACAAGGCGUACGAGACGCUUUCGGAUCCGGCCAAGCGGGCCGAUUACGACCGGUCCCUAUUCCGGCUGGGGCGGUCGAUGAGCUACGCCUUCGUGAUGUCGGCCGCUUCGGGUUCGGGCUCGGGUUCCCGGUCCGGGUACACCAGCCGGAGGUGGGAGACUGAUCAGUGCUGGUGA
Molecule: messenger RNA, 504 nt
Organism: Linum tenue
Lineage: Eukaryota; Viridiplantae; Streptophyta; Magnoliopsida; Malpighiales; Linaceae
Source: the annotation of a GenBank genome assembly